GAUUUAAGGCGCAAGAAACAAAAAAUAAAUAAAAGAAAUCUGUGUCUCAAUUCUCCCAACUGUUGCUUUCUUUCAAUUUCAACACUGCGUAAAUUUAAUACACCAUCAACUCGCACGCUUUCCUCUCUCUCUCUCUCUCUCUCUCACUCUCUCCUCUUUCUCUCUCUAGGGUUAUCUAUUUCGAUGGCUUCCUCUUCAAGAAUGCCGUCGUGCUUCCACUGCCACUCCUCCUCCUCCUCCACCCCCGACCAUUUCAGAAACGGCUGGCGCCUCCGCAGCGGCCACCACGCUCAGCUCUGCCCUCCCUGCGCUUCUUUAUACGAGGAAGGAAGAUUCUGCGAAGCCUUCCAUAAGAACGAUCCUGGAUGGAGGGACUGUAAUUCGUGUGGGAAGAUGGUCCAUUGUGGAUGUAUAGUAUCUUUCAAUAAUCAUUUGAUCUUGGAUUGUGGCGGGAUUAACUGCAUGGAGUGCUCAAGGUUAAACUUUCUACUGGAACGAAAUCGAUGUAUUUCACUCGAACCUGAGAUAAGAGCUAAAGAAUCUUAUCAGGAAUCUUUUAGUCAAGCUCCUGUAGAUUCCCAAUACUGUCCUCGAGUGACUGAUGCAGAACUGCAACAAGUUUCUAGAAACCCCAAAGCUACUGUCACUCCUCUGUUCGAAAAGGUACUGUCAGAGAGCGACGCUGACCUCAAAUUCGCACGGCUCGUAGUACCAAAAAGAUGCGCGGAGGCAUUUUUCCCUGAUAUUUCCGAUUUGCGUGGCUUGCGAAUAAAAAUACAAGAUAUAGAAGGCAACGAGUGGCAAUUCCAUUAUCGAUAUUGGCUCGAUUGUGGUAGUAGGGUUUAUGUUCUUGAAGGGCUUAGAGAUCAUAUUGUCUCGAAGAAAUGGCAGCCCGGUGAUACAGUGACAUUUUAUCGAGUGGAACCGGGGGGAAAGGUGGUAAUGGGAUUAAGAAAGACUUCUGCUGGCCCUCAGAUUCCAAGAAUCUAGCAAGGGUGAGAGUGGAAUAAAUAAAGUAAAAUAAAAUAAGAAAUAGCAAAGCUGCAGCUUGACAAUGUGAAUAUCCGGUUCUGUUUGUUUCCGUAUCUUUUAUCGGCUCCUAGGCGUCGUCGGUCCAACUUUGCUUUUAUUUUUCGACAUUUUAGAAAGUGAAUUAUAUUUUCAGUUCUAAUUUUCGAGCGUGUCUAAGAAUUUCGUGCGAGACUAAUUUUAGUUUCUCUGAAUUUUAGUAUUUUUUUUAAUAGCAGAAUUCAGUUGUAAAUGGAUUUUUCUUUUUAAUGUUGGCAUGUGAAGAGGUCUGUUGUAAAUUAAUGAUGUAACAUUAGAAUACACUAAUAUUAAUAAUGUUUUAUUUAUUUUAUUCAGUGUUUUCCU
Erythranthe guttata (spotted monkey flower) is the source of this 1374-nucleotide messenger RNA. RefSeq names its product B3 domain-containing transcription repressor VAL1. Gene Ontology annotation, molecular function: DNA binding. Lineage: Eukaryota; Viridiplantae; Streptophyta; Magnoliopsida; Lamiales; Phrymaceae. The record is from RefSeq and is a predicted model, not a curated record.